AAUAUGUCUGAAAACGGGCUUAAUGGAAACUCGAACUUGCUAUAAAAGAUUCUUUAAUUUGCAGAAACCAGCCAAGCAGUAUACUGCAAUAGCCAUGCGCUAGUGACUCUACUACCAAACCAUUUUAUUGAAAUGAAGACCCUAUGAUUACGCAGAAUCAUACUAACCCACUUGGUCGAUGAAAAUUAUUCAAACUGCGCAACCAAGUGGUUUGGUAGCUUUCUGCAAAAAUCAGUUCUUGUACAUAACCUAUCUGAUUUUGCGAGUUUUAAAAUCAGACCCCGUCGGAAUUCUGUUAUUGUGUUAGUUAGUUAAGUUAGUGUAGUUGAUUUUCAGUUUCCUUGGUGCAGCAUAGUUAAGUUAAUCAUGUUUAACAAUCGGACAUUAAAAAUAAUUACUUUACUUAAGAAUAAAAACCAACUUUCCGGUAAGAUGCAUUUUCUGGUGUACUCAAUAGCUACUGCAUUUUCGAUUUCGUGUUGUUAUAGGAGAUAGUAAGAUAGAAAGUGAAAAGAACAUUUCGUUCAAUGUAGAAUCAGAAAAUCUCGUGGAAGACGUGAUCCUUCCUAGUUCAAAUAAGUCAAACGCCUAUGAAGUGAAUAAAUCAGAAGAGGACCUCACGUAUCCAGAAAAUUGUAACAAGACCGAUAACAACAUUAUUAGCACUGACCAAACCGAACUUGUGGAACAAGACAAAGACUACGAAAUUCAUCCUAGUACCAGUAGCUAUAAAGACAAACACUAUGAAAAUGCCGGUACCUAUCCAUCCGAAGAUGACGAUGAUUCUGUCCGUGAUCCAAAUUACGCGACCGAGAGCGAUUGUUCGGAAUCGGAUACAGCAAUGCACACAAAAGUAUCGCACGUUGUUGCUGAUGCUGAUGUUCAAGAAGGAAACCUAGAUAAGGAACGUAUAAGACCACGGAAAGGCAGAAAAAGAAAACAUGCAAAUGUUAGUAGAAGCGGAAACAAGGAAAAUCGAAACAGCAACCGGGAUUACUUUAACUAUAAAGGGAAGAAAAUUCAAGCAAAGACUUUUAUUGAUUUUGACUGUAAAUGCACAAUGAAAUGCCACGACAAUGUUUCCUUAGAAAUCCGAAAGAUAGAGUUUGAACGGUUUUGGUCUUUGAAGUCAUAUGAUAGCCAAGUCACUUUUAUUGCUGCUGGUGUACAACAGUUUCCUAAGAAGAGAUUGUAUGGAAGGGAUCCUGAUAAGCGACAAUUUUCUCGACGAUAUAAUAUACACGGCCAAAUUGUUUGUAAAAGCAUCUACCUCAAAACUCUGGGCAUAACAUCUUUCAGGGUGCACACAGCUCUUAAAAAAUUUAGGGGCGUUAUUCCUAUUACAGAUCAAAGGGGACAAAAACAAGGGGGCUAUAACAAAUUGGCGGACGAUAAAGUUCAAAAAGUAGUGGAUCAGAUUAAUCGUAUUCCAAAGUAUACUUCACACUAUCGUCGAGAAGCGACAACGGCGCAAUUCCUACCACCAGAUGUAACAAUACAAAAGAUGUUUGAGAUGUACCGUUUGGAAACGGAAAAUCCUGUGAGCUUUAGUUCCUACAAAAAAAUUUUCUACGAGCGUUUCAACUUGAAAUUUAAAAGUCUAAAGAAGGAUACGUGUAACACUUGCGACACUUUAAACAUGAAAGCUACAAAUGAAGCAAAUCUUAAUAAACAACAAGAAAUAAAAAAGCAACAUGAGAACCAUUUAGAAAACGCAGAAGGGGCUCAAAAAUUAAGACGGCAGGAUUUUAAAUUGGCAAAGGAAAAUGAUGAGUAUGAGUGCCUAACAUUCGACCUCUAAAAAACGUUGCCGUUACCCCGAAUCCCAACCAGCAUUGUUUUCUAUAAACGACAACUUUGGGUGUACAACUUGGGCGUACACAGCGGAAAAGAUGACAAAGGAUAUUGCUAUGUCUGGACAGAAGGGGUCGCCGGAAGAGGAGCGCAAGAGGUCGGAUCUUGCCUUUUGAAGCAUAUUGAAAACUUAAACAACAAUGUUAAUCAUCUUAUACUAUGGAGUGACUCAUGUGGAGGUCAGAAUAGAAAUAUAAAGCUCACUCUGAUGCUGAAAUAUAUUUUAAGUAAAUCUCCUAGUUUGGAUGAUAUUACUUUAAAGUUUUUACACUCCGGACAUAGUUUUCUUCCGAAUGAUUCAGACU
This is a messenger RNA of Photinus pyralis (common eastern firefly), 2159 nucleotides long. RefSeq lists its product as uncharacterized. Bases 842 to 1801 code for a protein of 319 amino acids. NCBI's taxonomy places the organism in Eukaryota, Metazoa, Arthropoda, Insecta, Coleoptera, Lampyridae. The record is from RefSeq and is a predicted model, not a curated record. The transcript has 2 exons.